AUUAAUUCUGCCGCCACCAUAUACAUAUAUAUACUUGUGCCGCUUCUGAUCAGUUAACCUUCCCGUGUCCCGUUCCUCUGUUUUCCGCUCCGCUCCGCUCCGAGACCUGUCGGUGUGCCUGCCUCUCUGUCUCUGUCCCUGUCUCUGUCUCUGUCUUGGCAGCUUUAAAGGAACAUCAAUGGCGCCCAAGGUAAAAGGGAAGGAGAAGGAGGGCAAGCGGCCCGCCGUCAAAAUUCAGUCCAAUGAUAUGCGCAGCUCUCCAAAUCCUCCAAGCGCCAGAGAGUCGGUAUUGGGAAAGGCAAGUUGGAGAAAGCGAGUCCGACGGUCCGGCGCUCGCUCCGCACUAAAGGGUUGGCCCCGGCCCACGUGGACGGCGUUUGCGAAACCCUAAGAGUUGCCACUUGGGAGAAGGUCUCCCCUCGUGUAUCAGGUCCCUUGAGCAUGACUGAUGCCCACGACGGAACUGGAUCUCACCAGAAUCUGGUAGCCACUCUAUUGUCAAUGGAGGGGCCGAUUAAGAAUAAGAGCGUCAGGGGCCAACUGGAUUUGGGCUCGAUGAAAUUGGAGAGCAAGAAUGUUGCCAUGGUAGUCCCCAAUUGGGUAAUGACUGUCAAGUUUAUGCCUUGCAGCAGUAUGAGGAUGGUUGUAGCGGGAGACAAGGUCGGGAAUGUGGGGUUCUGGAAUAUGGAUUCGGAGGAGGGGAAUGAUGGCAGAUGCUUGUAUAGGCCUCACUCGGGUCCGAUUUCGGGGAUUCUGUUUCCGGAAUCCUGCAUCUCUCAGAUGUUUACGAGUUGCUACAAUGGUUACGUUCGAAUGAUGGAUCUUGAGAAGGGGGAGUUCAUUCUUGUGCGCGAGAGGGUGGAGCGCUUGAACUGCCUAUCGAAGCCGCCAAAUGAUGACAAGAGCUUGUACAUGGCAGAAGGUCGGGGAGUGUUAACUGUGUGGGACACGAAAUCCGGGAAGCCUUCCUUGCAGUUGGAUCUUCACAGCCACCUCAUCAACACCAUAGAUUUCAAUCCAGGGAACUCCAAGGUCAUGGCCACUGGUGCGAGGGAUAAAACUGCAAAGAUUUGGGAUUUGAGAUUUAUCCGCAAGGGCCUACCCAGGUGUUUGAAGGAGGUGAAGCACAAAGGCGCUGUGAAUUCUGCUUACUUCUCGCCCUCCGGGGCCGCCCUUGCAACGCUAAGUUUGGAUGACUACGUGGGGAUACAGAAUGGGACCAAUUGGGAUGUUAGCUGUAUGAUACCUCAUGUCCAUGGUCACAGUGUCAGAUAUAUUCCAAAACUCAGAGCAAUAUGGGGAUGGGACGACUCUUGCAUUUUCGUGGGCAGCAUGGACAAAGCAAUUGACGUCAUCUCUCCGGUGCAAAGAGGAGUGGUUAUGAGCUUGGACAGCCCCAACAUGGGUACGGUUCCCUGCAGAUUCGAUGCGCAUCCUCAACGCGUCGGCCUGCUAGCCGGAGCCGCAGCUGGCGGCAAUGUUUACGUCUGGACUUGUAGCUAGCUAGGAAAAGGUGGCAGCUGGAGACUUUUACUUCAUAUUUAGACUUUUGGUUUUGGAUCAACAUAACAUAGCAUGCAUGUUUCUUCAUGGAAUGUUUUGGACUGCUGGGUUUUUGUGUGCGAUCGAUGCUUAUUAACUAGCGUCUAGCUAACCGCCCC
Messenger RNA from Linum tenue, 1661 nucleotides. Lineage: Eukaryota; Viridiplantae; Streptophyta; Magnoliopsida; Malpighiales; Linaceae. The record is from the annotation of a GenBank genome assembly.